Messenger RNA from Amphimedon queenslandica, 3586 nucleotides. RefSeq names its product vacuolar protein sorting-associated protein 13A-like. The coding region runs from base 95 to 3586 and encodes 1163 amino acids. The record is from RefSeq and is a predicted model, not a curated record. The transcript is spliced from 35 exons. Lineage: Eukaryota; Metazoa; Porifera; Demospongiae; Haplosclerida; Niphatidae. Gene Ontology annotation, biological process: protein targeting to vacuole; protein retention in Golgi apparatus.
GACUUAUAGUUUUGAUUGUGUCCUUAUCUUGUUAAUGUCUUCUGUAGCUCCACCUUCACCUGUUUAGCAACCAGUGGAUGGUUUUGUGCUUGCGAUGGUCCUGUGGCUCUUGAGUUACGUAGCCUUUAGGCUCUUCUGCUUCAUCAUAUGUCAGAUCUGUCGCAGGUUUGGCUUGCAUUUGAAUGAGCUGUUUACCAAAGGAGAGAAUGACUCUCUCCGUCAGUUUGGGAGCUUGUCAGGUGUAAAGUGUGUCGGGAAGGAGCUUAGGAUCAGCCAUGAGGGAUGGAAUAAUCUUCUCAGAGGAUCUAAUAUUCCACUCAGAGUCCAGUGUGGUGGAAUAGAUAACUAUGAAUUUCAAUUUGGUUGGUCCAUUUUGUUAGGACGUUUUUCUUUGGAGGCUCGCGGAGUCUACCUCCUUGCACAGACAACUAAUGAGAGGUAUUAUGAUCAUGAGUGGCAAUUGGAGAAGAAACUUGAGCUAAAGAGACAGCUCGUACGGAGGUUUGAGCAACUGGAAGGGAAAGCAAGAUCAACAGAGACCCAGGACAUUGGCAUCAUAGCAAGGAUUCUUGUUAAACUGUUAAUAAAACUGAUCAGAAACAUUGAGAUAUCAUUACAUGAUGUACAUGUCAGAAUCGAUGAUGAGCUUUCUCUGAUCAAUGGGGCAUGCUCUGCUGGAUUUGCUCUUCAACAUGUGAAGAUAAACGAAGACAAGGAGAUUUAUGAAAGGCAAGUCUCAUCUGAGAGUAAUGCUUCAGCUAAAACAGUUGAUGUUGCCUCUCUUUGUGUCUACUGGAAUCCAAAUGUAGAGAAAGACUCUCUCCUUUCUCAUCUCCCUCAGAGUUUUGCCAUGGAAAAGCUGAGGACUACAAAUCCAUCUACUACCAAUACUCUUGGAUGCUGCUAUGUUUUAAAGCCGUUUUGUAUGUCGGGGUCCGCCAUAAUGACUAAUGGAACACUGACACUCAUUCAAUGUGUAUUAGAUGUUAACCUAAAAGAUGUUGACAUUGAAUUAUCUAAGGAACAGAUUAGAGUGUCUGUUCAGUGUUUGGGAUAUCUUAAGCACCAACAGAAUACAGUUAUCUUUCUUGAGCACAGACCAAAUCAGUCCGUGCACAAUAACCCUAAACUAUGGUGGUUGUAUGCUGUCAAGUGCAUACGAAUGUACUUCAAUCGUAGUAAGUGGGACUGGCUUGAACUAAAAGAACAAAGAGAGCUUCGUACUAGUUACUCCAAACAUUAUGAAGAAUUAUUAAAGAAAGGAUCAAACAGACAUCUUAAAAAGAAGCUGCAGUCAUUAGAGGACGAAAUGAGUCCCCUCAAUAUUCUUGUCGGUAGAAAGAAAGCUGAAGACUCCUUCAUGAAAGAAUCCGUUCAGCAGUCAUCAUCAAAUCGUAAGCAAACCAAGAGACGAUUUUCAUGGAUGAGACCACCCAACAAAUGGAAAUUAAGUUCUGGUCCUACUGGAGAUGAUGCUAAGGCUCAUGCAGUCCUAUACAGUGUAUCUGCUCAAUGCUCUGCAAAUGACAUUAGCUUCACACUGACUGAUGAGCACAAAGUGACUAAAGAGCCGGUCCAGUUAUUCACAUUGGAAUUGAUUGAGAGCAGGCUGGGCGUCAUGAAGAAAGAAACAUCAUUAAAUUUUGAAGUGACUCUUGGUAAUGUGAAUUGUGUUGGAGGAGCUCCUGACACUGCUCAAGAUGAUAGUGACACUACCCGCCCUCAACUACUGAUGUGGGGAAAUGAAGACAAAGAGUCACCUGUCUUGUUGGUAAAGCUUGACAGUAAAGCUGUGCAUCAUUCGGCAGUUAAUAGCAGCCAACAAGAAGGAGGGAGUGUUUUGGCUGGCGGGGGACGCUUUGAUCACAAGAUUACAACAACAUUAAAGCCGUCAGUGAUCAUACUGGACUGGCGUACUGUGCAAUACUUAUCAGAAUUCAUAGCAUUACUAACAAGCACACAUAAAGAUCUUAAAGAUGCCGUGACUGAGAGAGUGAAGGAGGUUGGUAGGGAGGGACAGAUGAAGCUCCGUCAUUUUAUUGCAAACAAAGAGUUAGCCUCAGUCACUGCUGACCUUCACCUUCCACUUAUUGUAUUGAAAGAUACACUAAUUGAUAAACAGCAACACAUAGCUCUCCAUUGUGGACACCUGUCACUCCAAACAACUGAAAAUAAAGAAGGAGGCAGUAACAAAGGAAUAACUGUUAUAUUUAAUGGACAGAUUAAAGGGAUUAAACUCAUACUACAGCAGGAGGAUAUAGAAACUCCUCACUGGCUUAACCUGCUAACCCAAUUACAAGAUAAUGAUUACACUAACAAGACUCUCACUGGACUAAAGGAUGACUCUGUAUUAAUAUGUAGAGUGGACACUCUAUUGACCAUUGCUACCUACACUACAUUCUACAGUAUCUUAAUUCCUUCUCAGUUAAUGGUCAACGCUAGCAGUCCAGAAUUACAUGUCAGCUUUUCUAACAGGCAACUGGAGGAUAUAUUGGAGUUCUUUUAUGGACAACUGUCGUCAUUGUCAGUAGCAGUUAAGACAGCAACCAAUACACUACAACAAACUAGUGAUGCUAGUAAUGAUGAAGAAGUUGAUGGCCCUAUAUUCCUAAUGGAUGACAGUAGUACCCUAUCAGAUAUGGGUAGUCUUGAGCCAUUGGUAUCAACAAUGUAUCACGAUCUCAAGAGAUUCUCCGUAUCUCCUCACUCUCCUAUCCUUGGUCGCUCUGUUACUCAACUCAAUUUUGAAGAAGACAGCGAUAGAGGUGAAGAUUAUGCAGUAUUGACUAUUGAUGCUUCCAUUAACAAAAUUGAGGUCCAUCUACAGCAAGAAUCGAAUAAGAAUUGGGUGAGAGGGUUUGUAGCAUUGCAAGUCUCCAUAGUGAGCCUGGUCUAUGAGAUGAGGGAACAGGCAUCACAGCUGGUCCUACGAGUUGAUCAAGUUUUAUUGAGAAACGUAUCAAGAUCAGAUAUUAAUGGAUCUUCAAUAAAGUUGUUUGAAACUUUUAAAGAAUUUCUUGUUAUAAAAUACAUACAAGCUAAUCCAAAUACUCCAUUGUACACUUCAGUUUAUAAAUCAACAGAAGAACAGAACGUUAUUAAUAUCAAUUACUUUAGUCUUUGUCUUCACAGAGAAGCACUCAUUGAUGUCCUCUCAUUGUUCAUUGACCUCAACCUUCCUCCAUUCAAGAGUUUAAUGACUGUCAGUGGCGAUCCAACUGUUGCUAGUGGCAUUACUAGUAGUGGGAGUGGCCUCAAUAAAUUAAUAACAAGUGUUGCACCUCCUCCAUAUUCACCUCCUGAUUCAGCCAGAGUGUCAUAUCUGUUCUCUCUUAAAGGGUUUGCUCUCACACUCUCAACAGAAAAUACAGGAACUCUCAUUGAAGCUAAGAUUAGCGAGUCCAGUCUGUCGUAUAUUGAUAAAUACAAUAAUGGAGAGAUUACUGGAAGUUUUCAGACAGUUUCAGUCAUUGAUAAACUCAUAGAUUAUUCCCCUCACUAUCAGGUGCCACCGGUGUUAUCAAGUCCAACUGGUAAUCGUUUCAUGGACGCUAAAGUAUGCACAUUAAAAAAAAUAUAUAUAUAG